This is a messenger RNA of Drosophila kikkawai, 2446 nucleotides long. Its product is annotated as palmitoyltransferase ZDHHC20-B. NCBI's taxonomy places the organism in Eukaryota, Metazoa, Arthropoda, Insecta, Diptera, Drosophilidae. Gene Ontology annotation, molecular function: palmitoyltransferase activity. The record is from RefSeq and is a predicted model, not a curated record.
UCGAAGUUUUCCCAUCUCCAGCAGGCUAUGCAAAAUAGGCGAAGGGCCCAAAAAGUGAUUAAAACAAUGACAAAAAUGGCCCUGCGCUAAGGUGUUGACCGUACACCUGCCUGCCCAACGAGGAGAAGAAGCUAUCGGACAGCGACAGCGACCAGUUUUCGUCAAUUUCGCCUCGCGGAGUCAGUGAAUCACUUGCAGAUAAAGAGCUCUCUGACGGAUCGUGUUUCGUUCGUAUCUUUGGAAGAGGGAGAGGAGGGGCAGCCACAAUAGCAGCGUCACCCAGCGUUCCAAAAAGCAAUCCCCUCCAGCUGCUGGAGGUCACACCCACGCAAGAAGACCCUCGUGUCAUCCUCGAUUCGAUAGGCCACAUAAAUAGCAUGGGCAACGACGACCACCGACGGAGGAAGACACCCUGCGGCUUCUGCAUGUCGGUUUUCAAAUGGAUCCCGGUGCUGUUCAUCACUGCGGUGAUAGCCUGGUCCUACUACGCCUACGUGGUGGAGCUGUGCAUCCGCAACUCUGAGAAUGGAAUUGGCAUGGUCUUUAUGCUGCUUUUCUACCACAUUUCCCUGACCCUGUUUAUGUGGUCCUACUGGCGGACUAUCAUGACCUCCGUGGGCCAAAUUCCCGAGCAGUGGCGGAUUCCGGACGAGGAAGUGACGCGACUCUUUAGGGCCGAUAGCCCCGAGACCCAGAAACGCAUUCUUAAUAACUUUGCACGCAAUCUGCCAGUCACAAAUCGCACCAUGAACGGUUCCGUGCGGUUCUGUGAGAAAUGCAAAAUCGUCAAGCCUGACCGGGCCCAUCACUGCAGCGUCUGCAGCUGUUGUGUGCUCAAGAUGGACCACCACUGCCCCUGGGUUAACAAUUGCGUAAACUUUUACAAUUACAAGUUCUUUGUGCUUUUCCUGGGCUAUGCCCUCGUCUACUGCCUGUACGUGGCCUUCACCACGCUGCACGACUUUGUGCAGUUCUGGAAGGUAGGUGCCUACGAAAAUAAUGCACAGGGCCAGUUGAACAGCGGCGGAAUGGGACGCUUUCACAUCUUGUUCCUGUUUUUCAUUGCCAUUAUGUUUGCCAUUAGUUUGGUGAGUUUGUUUGGCUACCACAUCUACCUGGUGCUUGUCAACCGCACAACGUUGGAGUCGUUUCGUGCUCCCAUCUUUCGCGUUGGCGGCCCCGACAAGAAUGGCUAUAAUCUGGGACGAUUCGCCAAUUUCUGCGAGGUGUUCGGCGACGACUGGCAGUACUGGUUGCUGCCAGUCUUCUCCAGUCGCGGUGAUGGCUACAGCUUUCCAACAUCCAGUGACCAGAGUCGGGCAUCAGCCACCACCACAGCGGUUGCUUCGCCCGUCCAGCGGUACGAUGCCAUGGGGGAGACGGCGUCCAGCAGGUUAGAUGGCAACCCGACAGAUAAGUUAAUUGACGCUAUUCCCUUCGACUCCACUAACCACCAAAACCACCACCACCACCAAUCGACUCAUCAAGUAAGAAGCAACAGCGACCAGCAGCUGGACGAGCAACCGGAUCUGGCGGCAGGCGGCCGCAUCACAGCAGCAGCCAGGUCUAGUCAGGAGGGAGCCGUGUUCAUCGAAAUGGUCGGGGAUCAUGCCCGGACAGAAGCCGAACCUGUCAAGAACUCAACGCGCCCGCCCAACGGCGAUCUGCCAGUUUGAGUUUUGCUAAUUAAAUCCCCGUUUCCUUAGAAUGUAGAUGUACUAUAUAUCCGAGUAAACUGCCAGAGAUUUGAGAGCAUUGUGCAGUUUGUAGUAGGCCAAUAAGUGUUACCUCCAGAAGCGAUUCAUCAACUGUACAACUUGGGCUAUUUUUAAUGGCUGGGACCACAAAAACACACACACAAGCACCACUAUCGAUAGCCACAUUUGAGUAAGCUUAGCCGUAGGUUUUUUAUACAUAUGUAUUUAUAUUCAAGCAUUUACCGUUGUUUCAAUCAAUCGAAUUUUGUAAUUGAAAUUAAAUGAAGGCAAAUACUACUUGGCAAUAUGGGGAGAAAUCCGGUAGUUAAGAUGGUUAUCACGUUGAGAGAUUUGUAACUUGUUAAUUCAUUCAUUGAACACACACACACGAACCUUUGUAGCAAAGACCUUGUAAUAACAAGAUGGAUAACGCCCAUAUAUGUGAAACCUUUCUCGAUAUCAUAAAAUUUGCAAAUUUUUAGAGACUGAAUUUACUCAUCUUGUUAUUAUAAGGUCUUUACUUGUAGAUAUCUAACCAUCUCCAGAGCUUCUACUAUUUCAUAAGCUAGGAGAUUUUAGAACACAAAUCACACAAGAAACUUGAUCAUUUCUCAGUUUGCUUUUAAUUAAUUUGUAGUUUAGGUAGUUACUGUUUUUGCUAUUUGAUUUUUAUACCUUUUGAUAUGAUGUUUGAUUCUUUUGUAACCCUAAUUAUACCUAAAUACAUUAUAUAUAAAUAUAACUUUGAA